AUGAUCCAUAGAAAACUCAGACGCAAAGCACAUGCGCUGUUCAUGACCCUGGUUGGAAUUGGUGCGCAGAAACUGGAGCUGGCGACCAGCUGGCCAGAGCUCGGCCUCAUUGUCAUCCUGCUGCUGGUCAUGAUCUACAUUGUUGUCAAGGUCUCUAUCAUCAUCCGCUGGUGCUUCUACUGUAACCUCAUCGCCAAAAUUGUGGUCAUCGUCUUGGCCUUCCUUGAAGGUGCCACCCUCAGUGUCGUUUUUUUCCUUCGUGUCGCCUACCCAAGGAUUGUCCUGCGGGCCAAAUGGGUCAACAGCCGCAUGUGGUGGAGAAUCAAGGAGACCCCACUACCCCUGUCAAAGAGUGUCAACUAUCGCACCGUGAUGUUUUCGUAUGUCUCCUGGGAUCCUGAUGAGUACCGCCUUUCCAGGAGCUCAGUCUCCUAUGUCGGCGAGUUUGACGAUCAAGGUCGCCCCCAUGGUCUUGGUGAAUGGACCGAUCACACUUUUAUCGGUGAAGCCCUCCAAGGAAUCUGGGAGCAUGGUGUGCCGGUCGGACCUUUCAAGAGUCAGGAGUAUGGAACUGGCAACGCCUUUUGCAACAUCAGGAUCGGAUUCUGCAAGAACUCCAUCGACAAGAACGACUCGACCGCAUUCAAAGCAGCUCGCGACCCCAACGGACCUUCCUAUGGAGCAGCAGCAGUCGAGUGCUCCGUCUCUGGCAAAUUUUUCCACCACUUGCCGUAUGUCAAGAUCAUUGGAGACGGCGUUCUGAGAUCGGAACUGGAGCAAAAGGCAAAGGAUGAUCUAGAAGCGCCGACUAUACCUCUUUCAUACCCACUCUCGUUUCUCUCCACAUUUGUUGAGAGUCUUCAGAGUCGUCCUUCCAUCCGCGGCAGCUUUCAUGGGACGGCGUCACCCCGCAGCGCACCCCUCUCAAAGUCAAUCGUCGUUCGGUACACAGACAGGGGCAUUUUCAUCCCAGGAUACAUCAUGAGCAGAAGGGGAACCAAUGUCAACGAGGUCUCGAUCAGGCGCAUCUGUCCGCCACAUCUCGGGCUGGAAGGCGAACACCUGGGGCAUGGCGAUGUUCACGACUCUGCACCAGGAAAUUCAAAGACAGUCCCUCUGUCCACAUUACUCUUGCCCUCACGUCAAGAUGGGUCGAGCUCUGCCAGUGUUGCCAGCGAUGACUCGGACUCUGGGGUCGACAGACAGGGGAUCCACAGAAUUUCGUCUUCUGGGAGUACAGGAAGCGAUCAGGGUCGCUCGAUGGACAAGGCCAGGAAGAGGCGACUCACGCAGGCUGGACUGGCGGUUGAUGGAUGGCGUCAAGUACUCGACAUCGAUGGACGUUCUUCCUCAGCAGUCGCUGCGUCUCGCGCAGGAUACGAAGCACUCAUCUUUGUCCACGGAUAUAACUGUGCCUUAAGCUACGGCAUUGGACGACUUGGUCAGCUCUUGGCGCUGGGAGAGUUCCCAGCCUAUAUCAAACCAUUCGUCUUCAGCUGGCCUUCGUCGACGACCAUGGGCUAUUUCACAGCAAAGUCGGUCGGCUGCUCUGACGAUGUCGCCAACGAUCUUCGACAGUUUAUUAUCGACCUCAGGGAGGCAGGCUUUCGACGAGUCCAUAUCUUGGCACACAGUAUGGGUGCACGUAUUGUUCUGUCGGCACUUCGGAAGGACUACUUUGACGGUGUCCUGGCAGAGCGCGAGGUUGUUGAUCCAGAGCAGUCGAUCAUUUCCAAUGAGGACAGCAAGACGCACCUGCAGGGGCGCAAGUCGGUCAAAUAUCGGGAUCGUCCACGACAGCGGACCAGGAGUGGCCACAGUUUGACGGAGGAAGAGGAUGUCGGUACCAUUCAACUGGCGACCUUUACACUGCUCAACCCUGAUGCGGACCUGGAUACUUUCUUGGAGGAGGACUAUUGGACGCUGUCCAAGUACUGUCCACAUAUUACUCUGUAUGCAGAUGCACACGAUGGUGCGUUGUUUUGGAGUGAGGUCCUUGGACGAAAAAAGUCACUGGGAAGGCAUCCUCGGACACUGGUGUAUUCGCCCACGGGGGAGGUGUUGGAUGUGGAUGUGAUUGAUACGACCAGUCUGGAUGUCAACAUUCAUUCGAUCCGCCACAACUUUUUCAACUUGAACCGUAUGCUAGUGGACGACCUCUAUGAUGUGGUUGUCCUUGGUCGUCGCGCCACCGAGCGUGAGGCCAGACUUUCGAGCCGGUGGACCUUUGCCGAUGACGGUACCGAGAACGGUGAGUCGUCUCUUCAAUCCGGUAAGCGUCCUAUCUUCUAUUGA
Molecule: messenger RNA, 2295 nt
Organism: Linnemannia hyalina
Lineage: Eukaryota; Fungi; Mortierellomycota; Mortierellomycetes; Mortierellales; Mortierellaceae
Source: the annotation of a GenBank genome assembly